AUGGCAGAAAUAUUAGAAGUGACCAAUGUACCGGAGUACGAUAAUGUUAUUACAGGACUAGAGUAUCACAACCAUCAAGCUUAUAAUUCAUCGAAAUUUGAGUCAAGCGAUGAGAGUAGAAUUUGCAUUCAAUCACAAGACUUGUACACAUUACCAAGUGAAAGUGUUUUAAAUAUCGAAGGUCAAGUGACUGAUGAUAGUACUACUGAUGAUGCUGUUACAAAUACAGUCAGGUUCAUAUCGAAUGCUAUAUCAUUUAUGUUUCAUGAAAUUCGUUAUGAAAUUGGUGGCAAGGUAAUUGAUGUGAUUAAUAACGUAGGCAUCGUUAGCACUAUAAAAAACUAUCUAUCCCUAAACGAAAAUCAAAGUAAAGCUUUAGAGAAUGCUGGUUUUGGUGAGAAUUUUAAAAGGGAUGCCACUGGUUACUUUAAUGUUCGUAUUCCAUUGAAAAUGUAUAUGGGUUUUUUUGAAGAUUAUCCUAAAAUUCUUGUAAACAUGAAACAAGAAAUCGUUAUUGUUCGUGCAAAUGAUGAUAUUAAUUGUUUUACCUCAACUGUCGCAACAAGCAAACCUAAAAUUAAAAUCAACAAAUUAGAAUGGUGUGUUCCAUACGUUAAAGUGUCUGAUAAAAUGCGAGUCAAAUUAUACAACUUAGUCAAUCAAAAUGAUGAUUUGAGGUUAUGGUUUCGAUCAAUGGAAUGUCUACUUAUACCAGAACUACCAUUAACUGAUAGGCAUGUGUGGAGUGUUAAAACUAGUGUAGAAUGUCCUAACUAUGCUGUUAUCUGUUUCCAAACAAAUCGUGACCGCAACAUUUUAAAAGAUUCCAGUCAGUUUGACCAUUGUAACAUCACAAAUUUGAAAGUCUAUUUAAAUGGUGAAGCAUACCCAUAUGUGAAUUUGAAUCUAAAUUACACGAACAAGCAAACAGCAUUACUGUAUGAGAUGUAUUGUAAUUUUCAAAAAUCGUACUAUAGACGCUCUAUAACAGAACCAUUGCUAGAUAAAGAAACGUUUAUAAAUAAAUCACCUCUAUUUGUCAUUGACUGUUCUAAGCACCCAGAGUCACUUAAAUCUACAACAGUGGACUUGCGCGUCGAGUUUGAAGCUAGUGCUAAUUUCCCAGCGAAAACGCGUGCGUAUUGUAUAGUGUUCCAUGAUCGAUUAUUUAAAUACAAUCCACUUACAAAUAUUGUGAAUAGAGUAGUUUAA
Chrysoperla carnea is the source of this 1212-nucleotide messenger RNA. RefSeq lists its product as uncharacterized. Lineage: Eukaryota; Metazoa; Arthropoda; Insecta; Neuroptera; Chrysopidae. The record is from RefSeq and is a predicted model, not a curated record. The coding region runs from base 1 to 1212 and encodes 403 amino acids. The transcript has a single exon.